AAGGAAUGAUUAUCCAAAAUUGACUGCAAGGCCUGGUUAUUACGGCCUUGAACUAAGUAUUUAUUGACGCAGGAGUCCUGUGGAAUGUUAACUUUUCAGACUAAGCUGAUCUUGAGUCUCUUCCUCACAGUUACAGGCCUCAGGUUUCUUCCACCACAAGAUGACGGCGAAGGAGCAAUGUCUUCGGGCGAUUCUUCCCCGGGGAGCAACGAGCCGGACCUUGAGAGGGUCCCUGAGCGGUUUCGUGCGGGGUUCUCCUCGGUCCACGGACCCCGCCUCUCGGUGCCGCGUCUGUGGUCGACAUUCUUGGGGCUGCAGGGCAAGCGGGCGGGAUUAGGAGCCGGCGACCUGCCCUCCCGGAGCCGGGCCGGAGGCUCCUGGAGGAAUCGCGUGCUGGAGGCCGCCCGGGACGGGCCGGCCUGGCGAGUUCCAUCACCGGCGGGGGGGGAGCGAGUCCCUCAACCGCCUCAACCGGGGUCCGAUCGCAAGACAGCGGGCGCCUUUCACAUCCGCACGGCGACGGGCUACGGCGUGUGGGGCACGGUGCCGGCGGACACCCGCUUUCAAGCGGCUCGGCAGAGGUGGCGCCCUCCGUCGAAGAACAGCACCCCCCGCCAUCGGCCGAGUGUGGACGACGCCCCAAAAGGGCGGGAGGAGGCGCUGGCACGCGACUGGCUUCGGAGCUCGAGCCCAACGGACAAACCGUCAACGGCGGCGGCCGCGCUCUCUCGGAACAACAACGACGACGCGGAAAACAGACAGAGGAGUGCCGAGGAGGCUUGGAGGCGAUUGAUUGAGAAAGGGAGGAGAGUCACCGAGGAGAUCGUCCUCCCGCUGUCCGAGCAGGAAGCCAGUCCAUCGAGCUGCAGAGCUGUACCUUUCACCCAGAGCAUUUCGCAUCUAAACUGCAAGGCCUUUAACAUCCAAAACCAACUGUGCUUUGGCCACUGCAGUUCUUUCUUCAUCCCCGGGGCAGAGCAGAGGUUGAACCAGUCAUGCUCCAGAUGUUUCCCGAGCCAACUAAGGAAGAUCGUGGUCUUGCUGGAGUGUGAAGGAGUCCUGGUAGUGAGCAGAAACAUCACUCUGGUAGAAGAAUUAGGAGGAAGACAGAGAGAAAAGCAAAUGCUUUCAGUACCAGCCAGGAGAAUCAAGCUGCAACAAUCACGAAAGAGGGAUCUAAAUCAGCCAUUUUCAGUCCCUUGAUCCUGCUGUUACAUUCAAUGAAAUGAUGUGUACCUCAACAACAUUCACCCACCUUCAGUCUAACUGGCACCGUAAUGAACUGGCAGUCUUGAUGAACCGGCAAAAAGUAUAUAUUGAAAUGCCAGAAAUUUGUUAUAUUACUGUGAUCUCCAUGAUGUCCGAGUAGUCAGUUGAGAGCGCAAGUGAGAAGGAUCUCUGCUGAUGCUGCCUGAUCCACCAAGCAUUUUCUGCUUUUAUUAUCAUUGAACUAGUUUUAUUUUGAAGUCUGCCUUCAAAACUCCAGUCGUAAAUGGACAGUUUCCCAGGGAUAAUGAGACAAAAGGGACAAUUUCCGUGAUGCUGACCUGUUCCCAUUGAAAGAGAUGUUUUGUGUAUGUGUGCGUGUGUUUGAAGCAGAUCUAGCCCUGAAAGUGCCAAGUUUACGUGCUGCACCAGUGGAUAGGAGGGGGUAUGCGAAUCGGACCACGAAAGGACAAAGCCCUCGUGCUAAGGCCUUAACAGGGUGCUUUGGCACAUAUCUUCCCCACAUAUAUU
Chiloscyllium plagiosum (whitespotted bambooshark) is the source of this 1737-nucleotide messenger RNA. The record is from RefSeq and is a predicted model, not a curated record. Lineage: Eukaryota; Metazoa; Chordata; Chondrichthyes; Orectolobiformes; Hemiscylliidae.